AGCUUCAUUCCUCUGUGAAUUUACAGUAAAAUUAUGAAUUAAACCGAUCUUAGCUACUCUCUACAUUUUACGGAUUGCACAUUUAGUCCAUAUUUGAGUUCGGCAUUGCUAUUUUUGAUCGAUCUCAUACAUUUGAAAGAUGUCUGUGGUGGGUUUUGAUCUGGGAUAUCUGAAUUGCUAUGUAGCAGUAGCUCGAGCUGGUGGAAUCGAGACUGUUGCGAAUGAAUACAGCGAUCGAUGCACACCAGCAUGUGUUUCUUUUGGACCACGAAAUCGAUCUAUUGGUGCUGCGGCUAAAAGCCAGAUGGUCACUAACUGCAAAAACACUGUCCACGGAUUCAAACGUUUCCAUGGCCGGGCCUUUUCGGAUCCAUUUAUCCAAAACGUUAAGUCCAAGCUUGUUUAUGACCUGGCACAGAUGCCUACAGGAACAACAGGCAUUAAGGUGAUGUACAUGGAGGAGGAGAAGGUGUUCAGUAUCGAGCAGGUCACAGCGAUGCUCCUCACCAAACUGAAGGAGACCGCAGAGAAUGCCCUGAAGAAACCUGUUGCUGAUUGUGUGAUCUCUGUCCCGUGCUUUUUCACUGAUGCUGAGAGAAGAUCUGUCAUUGAUGCAGCUCAGAUUGCAGGACUCAACUGCCUGAGACUUAUGAAUGAAACCACAGCAGUGGCACUUGCAUAUGGGAUUUACAAGCAGGAUCUUCCAGCCCCUGAGGAAAAGCCGAGGAAUGUGGUGUUUGUGGACCUUGGCCAUUCAGGCUACCAGGUCUCGGUCUGUGCAUUUAAUAAAGGCAAACUGAAGAUGCUUGCCAAAGCCUUUGACCCUGAGAUUGGAGGCAAAGACUUCGAUGAAAGACUGGUGCAGCAUUUUUGUGAUGAGUUUGCAGUGAAGUACAAGCUUGAUGUGAAGUCCAAGCCCAGAGCUUUGGUCCGACUGUACCAGGAGUGCGAAAAGCUUAAGAAACUGAUGAGCGCAAACUCCUCCGAUCUGCCCCUUAACAUCGAGUGUUUCAUGAAUGACAUUGAUGUGUCAAGUAAAUACAGCAGGGCUCAGUUUGAAGACAUCUGUGCUGAUAUUUUGGCAAGGGUCGAACUACCACUGCGCAGUCUAAUGGAACAAGCUCAUCUGAAGAAAGAUGAUAUUUAUGCUGUAGAAAUAGUGGGAGGAGCCUCUAGAAUGCCAGCAGUCAAAGAGAGAAUCAGCAAAUUCUUUGGAAAGGAAACAAGCACAACGCUGAAUGCAGAUGAGGCCGUGGCCAGAGGAUGUGCCCUUCAGUGCGCUAUUCUCUCCCCGUCUUUUAAAGUCCGAGAGUUUUCCAUAACAGAUCUGGUUCCUUUUCCAGUCUCUGUGAAAUGGAAUUCUGCAGCUGAAGAUGGAGUCAGUGACUGUGAGGUGUUCCCAAAGAACCACCAAGCACCUUUCUCCAAAGUGUUAACCUUUUACCGGAGAGAGCCUUUUUCCUUGGAUGCUUACUACAAUAGUCCUAAAGAUCUCCCUUAUCCAGAUCCCACAAUAGGCCAGUUUGUUAUCCAGAAGGUGGUGCCACAGGCCACAGGUGAGAGUUCAAAGGUAAAGGUGAAGGUGCGAGUAAAUAUCCAUGGGAUCUUCAGCGUGUCGAGUGCCUCACUAGUUGAGGUCCAGAAGUCUGAAGAGGAAGAGGAGACCAUGGACACUGAGCAGACCUCAGAAAAAGAAAACGAGAGUAAAAUGCAGGUUGAUCAAGAGGAACAGAAGUCACCGGGAGAUGAACAGGAAGCUGGAGAGAAAAAAGCUGGAGCAGAGGAAAUGGAGACUUCUACUGAGGAAGGCAAGCAGGAGAAAAAAUCGGAUCAGCCUCCACAGGCCAAGAAGCCCAAAGUAAAAACAAAGGUCUUGGAUCUACCCAUUGAAAACAAUCCACAGUGGCAGUUAGCCAUUGACAUGCUGAAUCUGUUUGUGGAGAGUGAGGGUAAAAUGAUCAUGCAGGACAAGCUUGAGAAGGAACGUAAUGAUUCCAAGAACUACGUGGAGGAGUACGUUUAUGAGAUGAGAGACAAACUACAUGGGAUAUUCGAGAAGUUCGUCAGUGAGAGUGAUAGAGAUGCUCUUUCAUUAAAACUAGAAGACACUGAGGUCUGGCUGUAUGAAGAGGGUGAGGAUCAAACUAAACAAGUGUACAUCGACAAACUUACUGAACUAAAGAAACUCGGCCAACCCAUUCAAGAAAGAUACCGAGAAUAUGAAGAGAGACCCAAAGCUUUUGAAGAUCUGGGCAGACAGUUGCAACAUUACAUGAAGAUUGUAGAGGCCUACAAAACCAAGGAGGAGCAGUAUGACCAUUUGGAUGAGGCGGAAAUUCAGAAGGUGGACAAGAUGGUGAAUGAUGUCAUGAUCUGGAUGAACAGUCAAAUGAACCAGCAGAGCAAACAGAGUCUCGCAGUAGAUCCUGUGGUGAAGGUGUCAGAGAUACAGGCCAAAACACGGGAGCUGUUCUCUUCCUGCAAUCCUAUUGUGACCAAACCCAAGCCCAAAGUGGACCUGCCAAAAGAAGAGAACCCAGCAGAGCCAAACGGUCCAGUUGAUGGCGAGGCAACCGCUGAGGCUCAGUCCAGUGGUACAGAACAAGCUGCAACAGACAGUGCAGAAACUACAGAAGCCAAGCCUGAGAUGGACCUUGAUUAAACGCGCUGUGUAAUGUUAUGUUAACAUUACACGUUAUGUUAAUGUUAACUGUUAUGUUUCCAGUGGCUGCUAAACCCAUAAUCACUGUCCUAACAGCAGGACAACUGGUGAGAUCGCAGAGAGAAUCAGUGGUUACAUUUGCAUGUUUUUUUAUAUUACGAAAAUCAAAACUCAUAAUGCUGUAAGCCCUCUGAGAACAGUUCUGUUCUAGUAAUAUGCCGUUUGGUUGUUUCAAUAAAUAUGGACUGGAGCAUGUGCGUUUAUG
Misgurnus anguillicaudatus (oriental weatherfish) is the source of this 2927-nucleotide messenger RNA. RefSeq names its product heat shock protein 4b (gene hspa4b). Gene Ontology annotation, cellular component: cytosol; nucleus. Gene Ontology annotation, biological process: protein folding. NCBI's taxonomy places the organism in Eukaryota, Metazoa, Chordata, Actinopteri, Cypriniformes, Cobitidae. Gene Ontology annotation, molecular function: ATP binding; ATP-dependent protein folding chaperone. The record is from RefSeq and is a predicted model, not a curated record.